CCUUUUGCACACCUUGGGAACACCUUUCGGCUGCCCGCUGCCCAGACGCACCUGCAACCCUGCCCUGCCGGCUCUGCUCACCCACCGCCUGUAAAUGCCGCAGACAUGAGCCAGCCCAGGCCCCGCUACGCGGUGGACAGAGCCGCGUAUUCUCUCACCCUCCUCGACGAUGAGUUUGAGAAGAAGGACCGGACGUACCCAGUGGGAGAGAAGCUUCGCAACGCCUUCAGAUGUUCCCCAGCCAAGUUCAAAUCCCUGCUCUUUGGGCUGCUGCCCGUGCUCUCCUGGAUUCCCAAGUACAAGAUCAAAGACUACCUUGUCCCUGACGUGCUUGGUGGACUCAGCGGAGGCUGCAUCCAGGUCCCACAAGGCAUGGCAUUCGCUCUGCUGGCCAACCUUCCGCCCGUCAACGGCCUCUACUCCUCCUUCUUUCCCCUCCUGCCCUACUUCUUCCUCGGGGGCAUACACCAGAUGGUACCAGGAACCUUUGCCGUCAUCAGCAUCCUGGUGGGCAAUGUCUGUCUGCAGCUGGCCCCAGAGUCCAAAUUCCAGGUUUUCAACAACGCCACCAAUGAGACCUACGUGGACACAGCAGCCAUGGAGGCCGCGAGGCUGCGCGUGUCAGCCACACUCGCGUGCCUGACCGCUGUCAUCCAGAUGGGCCUGGGCUUCAUGCAGUUUGGCUUCGUGGCCAUUUACCUCUCCGAGUCCUUCAUCCGGGGCUUCAUGACGGCUGCCGGCCUGCAGAUUCUGAUCUCAGUGCUCAAGUACAUCUUCGGACUGACCAUCACCUCCUACUCGGGCCCAGGGUCCAUUGUCUUUACCUUCAUUGACAUUUGCAAAAAGCUGCCCGACACCAACAUCGCCUCCCUCAUCUUUGCGCUCGUCAGCGGUGUGGUGCUGACGGUGGUGAAGGAGCUCAACGCGCGUUACAUGCACAAGAUCCACUUCCCCAUCCCCACGGAAGUGGUCGUGGUGGUGAUAGCGACAGCUAUCUCUGGAAGCUUUAAGAUGCCCCAGAAAUACAACAUGCAAAUCGUGGGAGAGAUCCAACUAGGGUUCCCCGCUCCAGUGUUGCCUGUGGUUUCCCAGUGGAAAGAAAUGUUUGGCACAGCCUUCUCCCUGGCUAUUGUGAGCUAUGUCAUCAACCUGGCCAUGGGCCGGACCCUGGCCAACAAGCACGGCUACAACAUAGAUCCGAACCAGGAGAUCAUUGCCCUGGGUUGCAGCAACUUCUUCGGCUCCUUCUUUAAAAUCCACGUUAUCUGCUGCGCUCUCUCGGUCACCCUGUCCGUGGACGCAGCUGGAGGGCGUUCCCAGAUCGCAAGCCUGUGCGUGUCUCUGGUUGUGAUGGUCACCAUGCUGGUCCUGGGGUCCUACCUGUACUCCCUCCCUAAGUCUGUGCUAGGAGCGCUGAUCUCUGUCAACCUCAAGAACUCCCUCAAGCAACUCGCCGACCCCUACUACCUGUGGAAGAAGAACAAACUGGACUGUUGUGUCUGGGUGGUCAGCUUCCUCUCCUCCUUCUUCCUGAGCCUGCCGUACGGGGUGGCCGUGGGGGUCACCUUCUCCGUCCUGGUGGUGGUCUUCCAGACCCAGUUUCGAAACGGUCAUGCUCUGGCCCAGGUUGUGGACACGGACAUUUAUGUGAAUCCCAAGGCCUAUAGCAGGGUCCAGGAAAUCGAGGGGAUUAAGAUCGUCACUUACUGCUCCCCUCUCUACUUCGCCAACUCAGAGAUCUUCAGGCAAAAGAUCAUCUCCAAGACAGGUAUGGAUCCCCAGAAAGUAUUACUGGCCAAGCAAAAACAGCUUCGGAAGCAGGAGAAGAUGAGGACGAUGCCCACACAACAGAGGGAUUCGUUGUUCAUGAAAACCAAGACCGUCUCCCUGCAGGAACUCCAGCAGGACUUCGAGACCCCCUCCCCCACGGACCCCAACAACAACCAGACGCCCGCGAAUGGCGCCAGCAUAUCGUACAUCAACUUCAGCCCCGCCACCCCCUCGGCUGCCCAGGGCGAGCCCCCGGCCCCUGCUGAGCCCCUCAGUGAGCCUGACGCCACGCUGGCCAGCGUCCCGCCCUUCAUCACUUUCCACACCCUCAUCCUCGACCUGAGUGGGGUCAGCUUCGUGGACUUGAUGGGCAUCAAAGCCUUGGCCAAGCUGAGCUCCACGUACGAGAAGAUCGGAGUGAGGGUCUUCUUGGUGAACAUCCACGCCCAGGUGUACAAUGACCUCAGCCACGGAGGCGUCUUCGACGACGGGUGUCUGAAGCGCCACCACAUCUUCCCCAGCACACACGAUGCCGUCCUCUUUGCCCAAGCAGAUGCCCGAGAGGCGGCCCCAGGACACAGCUUCCCAGGGGUUCCCGAGGACAAUGAACACUCCUUGUGCAACUCAGAGGAGGAGAGCCCCAGCUACUGGGACCUAGAGCAGGAAAUGUUCGGGAGCAUGUUUCACACGGAGACCUUGACUGCCCUGUGAGGGCCCAGUCGUGCCCACGCCGCCUGCGGAGCGCCUGGCACCGGGGACUGCCGUGCUGGACAAGCCUGGAUCACACAGAGGGACUGGGACAGGAGAGCGUGCCCAUGGGACCUGGCUCCUGUCUCCCCCUCCUCCUCCUCUCUCCUUCCCCUGCCUCCGCCCUGCAGCUCUAGAGGGAGCCAUUGCAGCGGGAACCUGCCCUGAGAGGUGGGAACUCACUCUUCGCCCCUCCAGACCCUCACUUGGGCCCUGGCCAACCCUGAGCAGGCCUUAGGCUUCCUCGACCCCUCCCACCAUGCCCUCCCUUCCCGUGGCAGCUGAGAGAACCUGGACUUCGGGAUUGCACGAAGGAGCCAAGAACAGAAGGCCGAUUCCGCUGCGCUCACCUGCUGCACAAGCUCCAUAAAGGGUGCUCGGCUUGUAGGGCUGGGUAUCAGAUGGUGUGAGGCCAUCACAGGACUCAGGAUAGCCUUGGUGGGGACCCUGUGACCUGCCCUCCAGCUGCCUCAACUCUGUCCCUGGUCACUCUGCACCCCUGGGACCGUGUGCUCCUCACAACCCAGGAGGCUGCAUCUUGGGGUUAAUGCCCCUUUUUCCUCUUCCAAAGGCUACUAAGACCUGCACUGCUGUUGAGCUCAUAGGACUCCAGCCUGGGCAGCGGCCAUGGCCCUCCAGCCCAUCAGAGCUACCUCCCCCGGGGCAGCCCACCAAGGGGCCACCUCAGCCUUCUGAAACUUCACACACACACACACACACACACACACACACACACACACUCAGGGGCAGCUCCCGUCCAUUAAGGCUGGGUAGGAACCUGAAAAGGGCAAAGGCGGCUGGCAGAACCUUCUGGCAAUCUAGUGGCAGGUACCAGUUGUUCUGCACAGCAACUUGAGGGGUGCUAGUGCCAACCCAGGGCAAACUGGUAGGUCCAGGGCCUGACAGUUCCCCUGAUCUCAGCGCCCAUCAGAGGAAUGCCUCCCUCAGCAGAAGGGCCAAAAGCCAGCAUUUUAACUCUCCCUUAUAGGCUCACCAACUGGAGCCAUGAUGAGGUCCUUCUAGCAGGUGAGAGAGGCCACCCCUCCACACCCCAGGACCAGCCGGUUUAUCCAGAUGAGCUCUCGCUCCACCUUAACCACCCUAGGGCCUGGGUCUUCUUCUCGGAAAGAAUGAACACAGGAGUUAAGUCCUCCAUGUCUACAGGGACGUCACUAGUCAACCUCACUGCUGACUUGAAAAUAAAUAGGUUCCACGUGCACGUGUUUUGUAAAAAUUCCCAGGGAAGUGCACAGAAAAUCCGGCCUCUCCUCCCUGUUCCUCUAAAUCUCCUUCCACGGAAUGGCCCCUGCCGCAACAGGUUGGCUGGCCCAGCCUGGGAACACAUCCCAACCCCGAAUGUUGGCCUGGCCUGCGUUAUGUGCCUGUGUGUUGAGUGAGCCGCUCAGCUACUGAGUCUUCUGAGGGUUAAGGGACCGGGUGCGGGCAAGGAGCCAGCACAUUCUUGGCCCGUGAGCCUUGCUCCUCUGUGAAUUCAUUACGCCAUGUGGCUGCCAAUGGAACUCAAAACUUGGAAGGCAGAAGACAAUGUUAUCUGGGAUUCACCGUGCCCAGCACUUGAAGUGCCGAAUUCCAGGAGGACCAGAACCUUAGCCAAUGACAACUCACCCUCCCCUGCUCCACCUCCUCCAAAGUCCAGCUCAGGCCCAGCAGGCAGGGGAAGGUCACAGAGCCUCAGCACAGCCCAAGUCACGGUGCCCCUUUGAAGCAAGUGUCCAGGUCCCUUGAGGACUUCGUGGGGUGACCCCAGAACUGAAAGGGAUUGCUGACUCGCAGUGGCCUGGCACUGGGGCUCAAGGAGGAAUCUGCAACCUGUCCAGGGCCCAAGGACACGGAGUCUCUAGUGGUGGUGUGAUUGCAAAGUCACGGAGCAGAGGGAAGACACUGAAGAAAGCUUCACUGCUGGAAUAUUCUGGAAAGAACACAAAUGUCGCCCAGAUCGCUCCUGUGGACAUGACUGGGGCAGGGAGGGAGUUGGCACAGUGGUGGAAUUAUCCAGAAUUUCAAUACUUUUGAAUGUGCUUAGUAGCACUGACCUGUGAUGAUAUGAUUUCUGGGGAAGCUUCUCUACUGCUAUUUGUAUAAUUUAUUUAAUUUAAAUGCCAUUCUCCUUUUGUUCACUUUGGUAAUAAAGUGGUUUUGCAACAUGAAGAAA
Messenger RNA from Oryctolagus cuniculus (rabbit), 4690 nucleotides. RefSeq names its product solute carrier family 26 member 9 (gene SLC26A9). NCBI's taxonomy places the organism in Eukaryota, Metazoa, Chordata, Mammalia, Lagomorpha, Leporidae. Gene Ontology annotation, cellular component: membrane. Gene Ontology annotation, biological process: transmembrane transport. The record is from RefSeq and is a predicted model, not a curated record.